GCGCCGAAUUUGGCACUUUUCUGCCGUGUUUUGAAUUCGUCGAAGCUAGAAACUAAGACACCACUAGUGUCUAAGUAAUUGCGCGAUAUUAAGUGCAUUGAAGAUAGAUGGUUGUUGCUAAAGAGCUUUAGUACUGAACUCUGCCGCCUCAAGAGUCUGGAUUACUGUCAUCCUCCAAGUGCCUUCAAAUGGGAAUCAUCUUUAAUUUACCAGCUACGGGUUAAUGUAGCAGCUUGACCCGUCAGCUGAGAUCCGUGUUUGCAACCAGAACUUCAAGUUGGCGCCCUUCGAGGUCGUUAGCAGACUGGACCAGGCUGACUAGAGGAUGUUAGUGGAGAAUUCGGGCGGAGGCGGAGGCGGGGGUGGCGGUGGGAGGGGUGGUGGCAGCGACGGAAAAUCCACCAGCAGCACCGGCACUGCCUCCAAGUCCGGAGGCGGGGUGUCGAAGAUGGGUGGAGGAGGUGGAGGAGGAGGAGGAGGGGGAGGAGGAGGCCGGCCCACCUCAACCCCCAGCAGCAGAAACACCGGCACAAAUGGGACGACGUCUCCCCCGUCGUCAUCCUCCUCAGGAAGGACCGCCAACGGGACGUCUACCCCAACGCGAGCCACGACCAACGGCGUCUCCACCACUCCGGGUCGCGGCAGCGCCAAUACGAACGGCACUUCCCUCAACCGACCCAGCAGCCAUUACACGCCUUCGAGGAGCGGGGGCGUCGUGAACGGCAGCUCUACGCCCCGCAACAUGAACGGCACUCCCAGCCGGGGGCCAGUGACGCCCAUCAGGACCACGUCCGCCACUCACACCAACAGGAGCACCACCAGCAGCAGCAGCGGGGGAGGAGGGAGCAAGACCGCCACGCCCACCAAAAGCGCCUCUUCCGACCUGGACAAUCAGCUGAGUUACACGCCGCCCCACGUGCUCAUCAGGUCCAUCUCCUCCCUCUCUCAGCAUUCGCUUCGCCCAUCCACGCCCGAAAUUGAUCAGGAGGAUGGAGUCGUUUCGGUACCAGCGUUGCGCAAGGGCGUUCUCCUGCAGGCGAGGGAUCGUCUGUUCUCGAGAUGGAAAGAACGAUAUUUCGUCCUGACGAGAGAUUACCUGGCUUGUUUUCGUAGAGGGUCAACCAAGUAUUCAGAGAUGGGUUCCUUCAUAUUCAAGGUAAACCUGGCCAGUGUAGAGACAGUUGAAUGGCAAGAUCGGCGGGGCGGUCCAGCAUUGGCUCUCUCUCUGCCAAGAGAGGGCAGAGUGCUAUUAAGAGCAAAGUCAGGUUUAGAUCAGUGGUACAGGCUUCUCCUGGAAGCCACCAACUCUUCCCGCCUGCGACGCAACGCCCUUCGUCGUGGUACUUCCACAACGCACCUCAAUCAUACCACCAACAACAAUCUAGAUACAACCCCUCCGGCAAAAUCAGGAGGGUUGCAAUACAGUUUAAGUGGAUCUACACCUGAAAUUACAAGGCUUUUUGAAUCGGUUUGUGACGACUCCCCUGGUGGAAGUUCUCGGGUUGUCACACGUCACCAUAGAUUCUCCUUAUUGGCAGAUGUGGACUUAGGAUCAUGUGACACUGAUGUGGCCACACCACCUUCAUCUGUGACUUCAUCUAAUAAGUUCAGUACCUCAACUUCUGCUUCAAACACCUCAGGUUCAGGAGGCUCGUCAUCUCUUGCAUCAUCACCAUCUUUACGUGGGUCUUGUGCUUGGCCACGCCCUUCUUCACCUUUACGUCCCGUUGUUGGUGAUGCUCCCAGAUCUAGGCUGUCUCUGUAUGAGGGAACUCGUGAAAUGCCCACAACAGCUAAAAUGAGGCAUUCUGUGUGUUUGGAAUCGCGUGACCAAGUACAGGAUAUUGGAAGAAAAAAGAAUCGUCAUUCUAUUUGUGUGGAACCUCGUGAUUUGGCCAGGACCCGGGCAUCGCUAUGCUUAGAACCACGUAAUCCACUACUCGACCUAAUGGAAAGUGUGGAAGCUAUUCCCUCUUUGUUAUCUCACGAGGAUACUCGUCCUCUACCAUCAUCAAGGACUUCUCCGUCUAAGAGCGAAGGUGACAGGAGAUCAACUAAUGAUGUACCUUUAAUGGUGAGUGAAGUAGAUACCAGUCCUUGCCCAGAAGAGAGCUCGUCCCGUCCACGUGCACAUUCCACUUCUCUAACACCAGAGCGUACUUUGGGUCCAAGGUCACGCUCCAACUUGGGUUUUUUCAGACACUCAGGGUUGUAUAAUCAUUAAAAUAAGCUUGUUAUUUACAUCUUGAAGUUAUGAGAAAUGACUGGUCGUGCUCUGAAAUGGUUUAACAGUUUCAGUAAGGAUUAACGGGAGUAUUUGUUUCACCACUGAAACCCAAGUAUAACAUUUAAUUUUUUUUUUUAAUAAUAUACAAUACCACAGGAAAAUUCCUUAUAGUUUGUCCGCAUUACAUGGGAAGUUUUUUUUUUUCUACAAGUGCCAAUCUGAAUGCAGUAAUAGCGGGCCUAGUGAAUCGUGCAUUUGUUGUUUUGACUUUAUGUGAAUUCAAAGAUAAUUUGACAGAAAUUUUGUAUUUGUUUGAAUUACUUCUUUGUAAUUCCUUCAAAAUGCAUAAUUUCAUGAAACUUUUUAACUGGCUUUAAAUAUUUUUUCUCAAGUACAGGACAAUAUAUAUAUAUUACCUACUACUAAUGUGACUGAUUCAUGUACAGUAAUUCAAAUGGAAGUAUAAAUCUGCACAUCUAGCAUUAUUGUGCUCAUGUACUUAAGAUUAAUCGGCAGUCUGAUUUAAAGCCAGUUGUAUUCUUUGUAAGUAUGUAUAUUAAUAAGCUUUGUAUGUACAUUUUGUAUUUUUUUAUGCAGUAAAUUAUCUCCUAGCAGAGUUUUGUAUAAUGCAUAUUCUUAGUAUAUAUACAGUAAUGUAUAAUUUUUACCUUUACUGGUAUGUAUGUAACCCAAGUGGUUAUCUUGUCUUUGUAUGUGCAUGUUUACAGAAAAUCAGAAAAAAAUUACUAGUCAUAUGCAGGGGUUUCAGAUGCAUUUAUGAAAUUAUUUCUGGAAUCUUUUCUUGAAUGUAUUAUGAUGUAUAUAUAUUUAUUAUAUGUAUGUGGAAGCACAAGUUGUAAUUUAGUUUAUCAAAAGAAAGGAGUUAUGUUUGUAACCAACAAAGCAAAAUUUAGAAAGGAUUUCAAAGUUAGAGAAAUUCCCACUCAAUCAUGGAUGCACCUGCACUUCUGCAAUCUGCUCCAACCCAGUCCUGUUGCCACUUUGCUCUUGUAUGUUUCAACAAGUUUUAGUUUGGCAAAUUCUGUAAAGGAAUGAAAAGUCUUUAUUUCUUGAAAGAAGUAAAAAAUAGGUUGAACCUUCUCAGUACAUAUUUGCUAGUACCUAUUCAUGUAUUGAAAAUAGAUUUAUGCACCCUUUUAGGAUUUGAUGUUGAAUACCUCAAAUUAGACCCUUUAGUUCUUGUCAAUGAGAAGUUCGUGGUCCUAAAGUAUGCUUUUUGGUUUAGCAUAGGAUAAAUGAAAAGUUCACUGUAGGGGUACAUUGGCAACUAGAUGCAUUGAUGUAAUAUUAAUGCUGAAAACAGUACAGUGUAUGUGUGACUACACUAUAUACAGUACCUUUACAUUCAGGAUUUUGUGAUUGAAAGCAUGGCCCUCCAUAAUAUUCUUAAAAGUCUAAUAUACUGCCAUAAUUGUAAAAUGAACACCAAUUGUAAAAUAAAAUGUUAAGGAGUAGUUGUUUUUUCUUGAUUCAGUGGACUGCAAAAAAGUUUUAAAAUGUGUAAUUAUGUACAUACUGUUUCUACUGAUGUUUUUUCUAUAUUUAUAGCCUUCAAUUAAUGUCUUUGCUAAACAAGUUGAACUUAAAAGAAUGUAAUUAGUGUAAGGUAAUUUGACAUCUUUAAAAAACAAGUAUGAAAUGUCUGAAUAUCUGCUGUUUGUUCGUAACGACUGGUAGAUUAUGGUAAAAUUAUUGAAUUAAUGAAAACUUACACUUUAUAUAGUUAAGCAGAAUUUGUGAACAUGACAAAAAAAAAAAAAGUGGUUACAUGAUGAAAAUUAUACUAGUAUGUUCAUCAUCCCUACAGACUGUAUUGAGAUUUAUAUGUGUGAAUAAUAUUUACAAAUUUAGUCAAAAUGGUCAUAUCUUUUCCAUGUGCUUUACUUUAUUGAAUGAAUAAAGAACAGUUAAUUUUUAGCAUGUUUCACUGCAAGAGUUUUGUUAAGUGUGUCGAGAUGGCUGUUAGAAAUUAUGCUAAAAUCCACAAUGUAAAGGAUUUAUUUAAUUUUAUAUAUACAGUAUAUAUAUAUAAAACUUCGGUUGAAGUGGAGUUUUAGAAUAUAAAGUGUUUCUUUAUAAUAAAGAUGGUGAUUGAAAUAUGUGAUGGCAGUUACCUGUAUGAGUAAUAGUGUCUCGAGUGACUGUAAAGGCUUAGGAAUUAGUAUGUUAAGAAUCUUUGAUGAUUUGCUAUUGAGUGUUUAUCUUGAAAGCUUCCUCUAACUGUUGUUUCAUAUGUACAGUAGUUGAUUGUAUACACAAAGCAAAAUAAAUUUAACAAAAAAUUUA
Messenger RNA from Macrobrachium nipponense, 4534 nucleotides. RefSeq lists its product as uncharacterized. NCBI's taxonomy places the organism in Eukaryota, Metazoa, Arthropoda, Malacostraca, Decapoda, Palaemonidae. The record is from RefSeq and is a predicted model, not a curated record.